Athene cunicularia (burrowing owl) is the source of this 1076-nucleotide messenger RNA. Its product is annotated as histone-lysine N-methyltransferase SETMAR-like. The annotation marks the transcript as partial. Lineage: Eukaryota; Metazoa; Chordata; Aves; Strigiformes; Strigidae. Gene Ontology annotation, molecular function: nucleic acid binding; DNA-binding transcription factor activity. The transcript has a single exon. The record is from RefSeq and is a predicted model, not a curated record. Gene Ontology annotation, biological process: regulation of DNA-templated transcription.
UUCACGCUGUAUAAUUAAAUUAUAAUAUAAACUGCGUUUUUGACAAAUUUUUGAGGUUUGAAGUUCAGAUGUCAAAACAGCAAUUUCGACAGAUCUGCUUUUAUAAGUUCAAACUUGGACGUAAUGCAGCGCAAGCUGCUCGAAACGUCAAUGAGGUAUAUGGCCAGGGAAGUGUUAACGAAUGGACAGUGCAACUUUGGUUCCAAAAAUUUCGACGUGGCAAUUUUGACCUUGAAGAUUAAGAAGGUCGCGGACGUCCUUCUGCUAUUGACGACGAUGAAUUGAAGGCUCUGGUGGAAGCAGAUACACGCACAACUGUUCGAGAACUUACAAAAGAACUCAAGGUAAGCAUAUCAACUGUUUCUGAGCAUCUGAAGAAGACUGUAAAGUCAAAGAAGCUCGACAAAUGGGUGCUGCACGAAUUGAAUGAGAAUCACAGAAAUCACCAUUUUGAAGUGUCAUCGUCUCUUAGUUUUUGCAACCAGAACAACCCGUUUCUCGACCGUAUUGUGACAUGCGAUGAGAAAUGGAUGCUCUACUAUAACCGGUGACGAUUGGCUCAAUGGUUGGACCACGAUGAAGCUCCGCAGCACUUCUCAAAGCCAAAUCUGCACCAAAAGAAGGUCAUGCUGACUGUCUGGUGGUCUGCUGCUGGUUUAAUCCACCACAGCUUCCUGAAUCCAGGUGAAACAAUCACGGCGAAGAAGUACAUCCAGCAAAUCAAUGAAAUGCACCAGAAACUUCAACGGCUGCACCCAGCACUGGUCAACAGAAAGGGUCCAAUCCUCCUCCACGAUAACGUGCAGCCACACGUUGCACUUUCGACGCUGCAACGGUUGAAUGAGCUGGGCUAUGAAACUCUAAUUCAUCCACCGUACUCACCAGACCUCUUGCCCACUGACUAUCACUUCUUCAAGCAUCUCAACAGCUUCCUGUGCGGGAGACACUUCAGGAACCAAGGGGAGGCUGAAACUGCCUUCGAUAACUUCAUUGCCUCCAGAAGUCCAGAAUUUUAUGCAACCGGGAUAAAUAAGCUUGUUUCUCAUUGGCAAAAAUGUGUUGAUUCUAAUGGUUUU